AUGAAGGCUUUUUCAUAUGAAGCGUUGUAUGAUGAAUUGUCCAGGAAGACACCAUGGCUUUAUACCACCAUCAAUACUGCAACAGGUGGUUCCUGCUGCCUCCGACACCCUCCUACUGCUACCUCCGACACCCUCCUACUGCUGCCUCCGACCCCCUCCUACUGCUACCUCCGACACCCUCCUACUGCUGCCUCCGACCCCCUCCUACUGCUACCUCCGACCCCCUCCUACUGCUACCUCCGACCCCCUCCUACUGCUACCUCCGACCCCUCCUACUGCUACCUCCGACCCCUCCUACUGCUGCCUCCGACCCCCUCCUACUGCUACCUCCGACCCCUCCUACUGCUACCUCCGACCCCCUCCUACUGCUACCUCCGACCCUCCUACUGCUGCCUCCGACCCCUCCUACUGCUACCUCCGACCCCCUCCUACUGCUACCUCCGACCCCCUCCUACUGCUACCUCCGACCCCUCCUACUGCUACCUCCGACCCCUCCUACUGCUACCUCCGACCCCCUCCUACUGCUACCUCCGACCCCCUCCUACUGCUACCUCCGACACCCUCCUACUGCUACUGCUCCUACUGCUACCUCCGACCCCUCCUACUGCUACCUCCGACCCCUCCUACUGCUACCUCCGACCCCUCCUACUGCUACCUCCGACCCCCUCCUACUGCUACCUCCGACCCCCUCCUACUGCUGCCUCCGACCCCCUCCUACUGCUACCUCCGACCCCCUCCUACUGCUACCUCCGACCCCCUCCUACUGCUGCCUCCGACCCCUCCUACUGCUACCUCCGACACCCUCCUACUGCUGCCUCCGACCCCUCCUACUGCUACCUCCGACCCCCUCCUACUGCUACCUCCGACCCCCUCCUACUGCUACCUCCGACCCCUCCUACUGCUACCUCCGACCCCUCCUACUGCUGCCUCCGACCCCUCCUACUGCUACCUCCGACCCCCUCCUACUGCUACCUCCGACCCCUCCUACUGCUACCUCCGACCCCCUCCUACUGCUACCUCCGACCCCCUCCUACUGCUACCACCGACCCCUCCUACUGCUACCUCCGACACCCUCCUACUGCUGCCUCCGACCCCCUCCUACUGCUACCUCCGACCCCUCCUACUGCUACCUCCGACCCCCUCCUACUGCUGCCUCCGACCCCCUCCUACUGCUACCUCCGACCCCCUCCUACUGCUGCCUCCGACCCCCUCCUACUGCUACCUCCGACCCCUCCUACUGCUACCUCCGACCCCCUCCUACUGCUACCUCCGACACCCUCCUACUGCUACCUCCGACACACUCCUACUGCUGCCUCCCGACCCCCUCCUACUGCUACCUCCGACCCCCUCCUACUGCUACCUCCGACCCCUCCUACUGCUACCUCCGACACCCUCCUACUGCUGCCUCCGACCCCCUCCUACUGCUGCCUCCGACCCCCUCCUACUGCUACCUCCGACCCCCUCCUACUGCUGCCCCCGACCCCCUCCUACUGCUACCCCCGACCCCCUCCUACUGCUAAACCAACGGAAGAGAGGAGGAAUAUGAGGAAGAGGCUGAAAUAG
Messenger RNA from Oncorhynchus nerka (sockeye salmon), 1563 nucleotides. RefSeq lists its product as uncharacterized. Bases 1 to 1563 code for a protein of 520 amino acids. The transcript has a single exon. The record is from RefSeq and is a predicted model, not a curated record. NCBI's taxonomy places the organism in Eukaryota, Metazoa, Chordata, Actinopteri, Salmoniformes, Salmonidae.